UGGUCGUAUCCCCUCUCAUGUGGUUUAUUUUUUUACACAUGGACAACAAAAUGGUCCUGACUCGGUCAGUUAGUGACUCAAUUGGACGGUGACUGGAACUCUGCAAAAUUUAUGUUUUUUUGUCAUCCGCGAUGAUCCGUUCGGGGACGAUGCGUUUCCAAAGGAUAAUGACUAUCGUUUGCUUGGCGUUCCUGUCGGUGACCUCGGCCCGUUUCACUGGCUUCAGAAAACACAAGGUACACAACAUUGUGCUGUAUCCGGACAAGCACUCGUGGUGCACAAGCACGCCGAUCAAACAAGUCGUGACCUUUGACAACUGCGAACCGGCACAAGUAGAAAACCGCGUGUGCUUGGGCACCUGUUUCAGUUAUUCCAUACCGAGAACGUACCCUGCUGGUGGCGGAGACGAGGUGUCGCCUUACUGCGACUCCUGCCAGCCCAGCAACACGUCGUGGGUACCGAUAGAAUUGGUGUGCAACGAUGGAAAAAACGCCACCAAGUAUGUACAGAAGAUUGACGAUUGUAAGUGUGCAUCGUGUAGCAAACAUUGGACCUUCGAAGAGCCUACGUUGGACGAUGUCGACGGCAAAGAUGAAACUACAACGUUCUCCUCGACCUUUUCAGAGUUCAUGAAAUUGCAAAACGACGGAAAUAACGUCGAAGAAGAAGAAGAAGACGGCCAUAGUAGUACCGACGUGUCAUUCAGCCUAGAGAAUUCUACUAGAUCGGUUUACGAGAGAAACAUUUGGAUCCGAGGACCGCAUCAUUCAAAGGUUCUGUUGAGAAAAGAAACGGUCGACGGCAAUCAAAACGAUUAACGACCGACGACAAAGCACGUGUCAUACGUGCAAGACAAAUCUAUUAAAAUAAGAACUUAACGCGUGUUGAGAUAAUUUGUUUGUUUUUUUUAAUAUAUAUAUUUUUUUUAAUCAUACACUUUUUACGUCUAUAAGCAUGACAAGCCGUGUCCCACACUCACAUAGGUGCUAUUCCUCCAAGAGAGUCGUGGAGUUUCUUCAGCAACAAAUCCAAGUCUACCGCGUUUUUCUUACACUGAGCGGCCAUCUGACCUUCGGGCAUUUCCGCGGGCUCGUGCUUGAGCAUGUUUUCCGCUUGUUCCAGAUAGUUUUUCGAUCUCUAUUGUACGGAAAAUAAACAAAACUUCAAUAACCCACCCCGAGAAAUCAUCAGGAUAUUGGGGUGAUAAUGACAAGUUGACAGCAUCAAGUAGGAAGCCAAUAGGACUACACACAACACGGGCAUUCAGCAUGUGCGGGGUAAGCCUAUUGACCUAUUGGUUGCCAAUAUGAUGUUGGAAACUUCCAAUUUCACAGCGCUCUUGGGAAGUAAUUUAUCGAUUUUAGCGUUGCAAAUCUUGUAUGAAAACUCACCAGAAGGGCUUCGACAACCGAGUUGGUGUCUUGGUUGGACCGUCUGGCUUCUUCGGCCAUCACCGCGUGCAACUCGAACAUCAGCGAACCUCGAAGACGACAUUCGGCUAAGAGUAAAAUUACAAUUCAUAUAAUAGUUAAAGGUUUAAGAGUUGUUAACGUUACACGCAAGGUGCCAAAAAGCCGAGAGACUCGUUUUAUGCUCAUUAGCCUUUUGGCGCUUCAAAGCAUCUCAACGAAGACUCUAAAAUUAGUGAAACCGUUAAACAUCGACAAUAUUGUCUUCACUUGGCCACUUGCAAGUUGCGACACGUAACACUAAUAUCAGACGACAGACACAUUACAGAAGAUUUAACAAAUUCACUUCUCUUCAGCUACCUACACCCAUUGCGUUGUCUGCACUUACCCGGGAACAAAAUAUCGGCUAUUUUCAGUACUUUCAGACACAGCUCCCUCUUGUGGCUCAGCUGUUCUUGAGACAACUUGUCCAGCGGUUGGCCUUCGAGUUGACCGUAGAGCUGAGCCAGGUUGAGACGCACGUCGGUGAAAUAAUAGUGAUUAGGAUGCAAGUUGCCAGCCGACACAUAAUGGUCCAAAAACAAGCGACACUGCCCCGGGUCCCGACGGUUCAUGGCCGCCAAGUCUUUGCCCACGUGAGCCAAACACUGUUCGAUGCGAUUAGGGUCGGCCACGGUUGAACAGAAAUUGCACGUCCAACUCACGUCGAACGGAUCCGAGGCGGACGGGCUAACGUUGGGCAGGAAGUAGCCCAUACAGUCUCUACGAGGAAUUAAAAAUUUCACAAUAAAAACAAAAUAACAAGAGUCAUUCUUUGAAAAUGGGGAAAUUUCUUUCUUUCAAAUUUUGUAAAAAAAAAAAAUAUAAUUCCAUUAUUUUCCUA
This is a messenger RNA of Adelges cooleyi (spruce gall adelgid), 2292 nucleotides long. RefSeq lists its product as uncharacterized. Lineage: Eukaryota; Metazoa; Arthropoda; Insecta; Hemiptera; Adelgidae. Gene Ontology annotation, molecular function: receptor ligand activity; BMP binding. Gene Ontology annotation, biological process: animal organ morphogenesis. The transcript has 7 exons. Bases 132 to 818 code for a protein of 228 amino acids. The record is from RefSeq and is a predicted model, not a curated record.